Ceutorhynchus assimilis (cabbage seed weevil) is the source of this 3031-nucleotide messenger RNA. The record is from the annotation of a GenBank genome assembly. NCBI's taxonomy places the organism in Eukaryota, Metazoa, Arthropoda, Insecta, Coleoptera, Curculionidae.
UUGAAAUUUCGUUAGUGAAAUAAUAUCUAGUUUGCAGUUUUCUAGUGCAUAAAUAAAUAAUGUCGUCUCGGUACCGUUCCGAUCCAGAAUCCUUAAGUUACGAAAAACCUAGUGCUUGUUCGAAUUUUUUACAUUACAGCUGGAAAACUGCAAGAUGUAUCUUUUCCCAUGUAGCACUGAUAUCUAUGGUGGUAUCCUACUGUUAUUUGGGAGCUGUUACUUUCGAAGCUUUGGAAGUUAAUCACGAAAAAGAGGUAAAAAAGACUAUUCGCCAUAUUCGAGAUAACACAACUUUGUUCCUCUGGAAUUUCACUCAAGAAAUGGACGCAUUGAAGGAAGACAAAUUCGUGCCAGUUGCUGAAAAAUAUUUGAAGGAGUUUGAGAAUUCUUUAUUGAAAUCGAUGGCUAAAGAUGGCUGGGAUGGGGAAGAGGAUCCGAACAAGGUUCAAUGGACUAUGGCUGGGGCCUUGUUUUAUUCUAUUGUUGUUAUUACUACUAUAGGGUAUGGUCACAUCACUCCAAAAACCAAUUGGGGCAAAGUAGUGACAAUCCUCUACGCUAUCCUAGGAAUACCGCUAAUGUUGCUGUGCCUAUCAAACAUUGGAGAUAUAAUGGCAACUUCUUUCAGAUUUCUUUAUUGGAGAGUUUGCUGUUACGUGUGUCAGAAACGUCCCAAGAAACGUUUGCAAAGAGGCAAAUCGUUUAGGGCUUCUACAAGAAAUGAAUUCAAAUUUACUAGAUCCAGUUCAGCAGGACCGUUAAGAAGAUCCUUGAGAGUUUCUGGAAAAUCAACAGAUAGUGGCUAUGGAGUUUCAGUUUCAGUCGGUCCUAGCUAUCAUUCAGAUACAGAGUUAAGAUAUCCAGAUGAGUUUCAGAAAACUUCGUCCCGUUCUGCCAGCGUACCAACCAGACCCAAUCGUUUUUCAGAAAUGUCUUCUACUUCAUCCGCGAAGAAGCAACCAACCCAACAAAAUCAUUUCCCAAAACAAAACUCCAUAACGAGCAGGAAGAAGUUUAGCGAAACUAUUCCUCUGGAUCCGAUGUUGAUUUCUGAUACUCCAAUUUUGUGUAAUCGCUAUGUGAUUGGGAAACAGGAUGUUUUAGCUAACACGAUUCCAGGAAUCACCCUUAGAAAAACGGAGUUUAGAAAUAACGUGCCCCAAGGACGAAGAGCUGUUUCCAUGCCACGAUCCUCAAACUUUCUCCAACCGCCUAGAAGUUAUACGCCAGAUUCUUCAACUGACAAAGAAGAUUUGGAUGAACCGUCUAGGCAACAUCGUAGAAGAAUCAAACCUAGAAGAUCCAGAUCUCCAAUUCAUAAUCCUAGUCCCAAAAUGAUGACGCCACUAGGAUAUGGCCAGCCAAAUAAAUACUUAGAUGAUCCUGAUUCAGAUGAAAUAGACGAAUACAGUUCCUUCUAUGAAUCUACUGGAAGAGGAAAACCAAAACCAGUUCCAAUAUGGCUUUGUGUUCUUCUUGUCAUUAGCUAUAUUUUAGCUGGAGCUUACUUGUUUAAAUCAUGGGAAGGAUGGGAUUAUUUGGAUUCAGCCUAUUUUUGUUUUAUUACUUUAACCACGAUAGGGUUUGGGGAUUUGGUACCAGCAAAAGGAGUCAGUCAAGAUAGGUAUUAUGCUACCAUCAGUAUAGCACUAUGUUCUUUAUACCUACUUUUUGGUAUAUCUUUACUUGCAAUGAGUUUCAAUUUGGUGCAAGAAGAAGUAAUUUCGAAUGUGAAAAGUGUAGCAAAAACUUUGGGAAUUAUCAAGGCGGAUUCUGAUGACGAUUCUGAAAAUGAAUAAGUUGUUCACUAGUUGAAAUAAAAAAGUAUUUACAUAAAAAUAUUUUUAUUUCUUUACACCAACAUAUUAACAAUAAAAACUAUGUGAGCAAAUUUUCUUUAUAAACAUCAUUCGGGCUCUUAACAAAGUUUCUACCAUAUUGUUUUGGAUUAUGACUAGUAAAAACCCUAAAAAUUACAGCAAAAAUACUGUUUUUAAAUGCAAUUUCAGAUGAUUGUUUCCAUGUUUGGUUUCAAUAUUUUCUAAUUCAUAAAAUAUAUUUUUUUCUAUAUUUAAUAAAAAUAAGAACCUAAUUUUAAGAUUUUGAUUUGUUUCAAUUAUCAAAAGGCUUCUAAGGCUAAUGUUUUUUUUUUUUUAAUUUGUGAAAUUUUUUUGUAGAUACAUUUAUGUAUUUCACAAUUAUUAGUUCUUUAAAUUCACACCAUAUUAACAACAACAAAAUAAAAUAAUAUAAGACAACAAUUCUACUUCACUAGCAUGUUUGAGCAAAAAUUCAUCAUUCAUCAAAAUGUUUGCUUAUCGGCACCUUAACCAUUAAUUUAUCUAUAAAAUACAUUUAAUAAUAAUUUUUCAAUAAAACAUUAAUUAUCUACAAAAUUAAUCUAUCUACAUCACAAUUUAUUGGAAUGGAUUCAAUACUAAAUUGCAUGGCAACUAUAGACUAUUUUAAGGUCCCUUUGGACAAUCUCUUCAUUAACAACAUGUUAAUAUAUAAAUUCUAUUUGCCACAUUUUUAGCUUAGAAACGAAAUUGAUAUUUCAUGUUUGACUGUUGAUUAUGAAGCAACUGGCCCUUAAAAAAUAAGCAAUAAAUAAUGUAAGAAAAAAUCGCAGAAAUAAAUACAACAAAAUUGACAGACAAAAAAUCGAUUUAUAAAUUGUUUUAUGUGAGGACCUUAAAUACAUAUUUUUUUUUAAAUUCAAUCCCCAAUGCAAUACUGCAAAAUAAAAAGGCAAGAAUAAGUUCCUUGUUUGGUAGCUUUUGGCACAGAUUUUAUAAACUGCAAAUCUUAAACUAAAAUAAAAUAAAAUUUUACAAAAUAUACAAGAUAAAAGCAUAUACAAAUUUGCAUAACAAUAACAAAAAUAAAAUAAUAACAUGAUAUUUAGUUUUUUUUUUUUAACUAAGCCAGUCAAAUUUGUAUGCCGAAUUAUUAUCUAUAAGUGUGUAAAGCCUUUUUGAAUGUUAAAUUUCCCCAUCUGCGUCUACAUCUUGAAAUUCCAGUAAAGUAU